Messenger RNA from Menidia menidia (Atlantic silverside), 5247 nucleotides. Lineage: Eukaryota; Metazoa; Chordata; Actinopteri; Atheriniformes; Atherinopsidae. The record is from the annotation of a GenBank genome assembly.
AUGGCAACAAUUCGAAAAAAGGUGGACAACCGGAUUCGGGUCCAGAUAGAGAAUGGAGUCGCUACACAGAACCGAUCCAUGUUUGUGGUGGUGGGAGAUCGCGGGAGAGAUCAGGUCGUGAUCCUGCAUCACAUGUUGUCCAAAGCUGCAGUCAGAGCUCGACCUUCAGUGCUCUGGUGCUACAAGAAAGAUUUGGGAUUCAGCAGCAACAGAAAGAAACGCAUGAGGCAGCUGCAGAAGAAGAUAAAAACCGGCACACUCAACCUGAAUCAGGAUGACCCCUUCGAACUCUUCGUCGCUGCCACCAACAUCCGCUACUGUUACUACAAUGAGACUCACAAGAUUCUGGGAAACACUUAUGGCAUGUGCGUUUUACAGGACUUUGAAGCUCUCACUCCCAACCUUUUGGCAAGAACCAUCGAGACGGUGGAAGGAGGUGGUAUUGUGGUCAUUCUGCUCCGGACAAUGAACUCCCUCAAGCAGCUGUACACCAUGACUAUGGAUGUGCAUUCCCGAUACAGGACUGAGGCUCAUCAGGAUGUGGUUGGCAGGUUCAAUGAGAGGUUCAUCCUGUCUCUCGCGUCUUGCAAAAAUUGUGUUGUUAUCGAUGAUCAACUCAACAUUCUGCCAGUCUCCAGCAACAUGGCAAACAUCAAGCCAGUCCCUCCGAAGACCCAGGAGGACAGUGUGUCUCCUCGAGAGCAGGAGCUGAAGGAUCUUAAGGAGUCGCUCCAGGACACUCAGCCUGUGGGCGUGUUGGUCGAUUGCUGCAGGACCAUGGAUCAAGCAAAGGCAGUGCUGAAGUUUAUAGAGGCGAUAUCUGAGAAGACCCUGAGGAGCACCGUGGCUCUGACCGCCGCCCGGGGUCGGGGGAAGUCUGCGGCGAUGGGGCUGGCUGUGGCUGGAGCCGUAGCUUUUGGCUACUCCAACAUAUUUGUGACCUCCCCAAGCCCAGACAACCUUCACACAAUGUUUGAGUUCAUCUUCAAAGGCUUUGAUGCCCUGGAGUAUCAGGAGCAUCUUGAUUACGAGAUCAUCCAGUCUUUGAACCCGGAGUUCAACAAAGCCGUGGUGCGAGUGAACAUCUUUAAAGAACAUCGUCAGACCAUUCAGUACAUCCACCCUGCGGACGCGGUGAAGCUGGGCCAGGCCGAGCUGCUGCUCAUCGACGAGGCGGCGGCCAUCCCUCUCCCUCUGGUGAAGAAGCUGCUGGGACCCUAUCUGGUUUUCAUGGCCUCCACCAUCAACGGGUAUGAAGGCACCGGCCGCUCCCUUUCCCUCAAACUGAUCCAGCAGCUGAGGCAGCAGAGUGCCGACAGCCAGCAGAGCCUGUCGGCGGAGAACCGGAGCACCAACACGGCGCGGCUAGCGGCAGCGCGCACCCUCCACGAGGUUUCCCUGCACGAGUCCAUCCGGUACGCUCCGGGGGACCCGGUGGAGAAGUGGCUGAACGAGCUGCUCUGCCUGGACUGUCUCAGCAUUCCCAGGCUCAUGUCCGGCUGCCCACUCCCACAGACCUGCGACCUGAUUGUCCUCAGCGCGCGCUUUUCCAGAUAUUAUGUGAACAGAGACACGCUCUUCUGUUACCACAAAGCGUCCGAGGCUUUCCUGCAGAGGCUGAUGGCUCUCUAUGUGGCGUCCCACUACAAGAACUCCCCAAAUGACCUCCAGAUGCUGUCCGAUGCUCCGGCCCAUCACCUCUUCUGCCUCCUCCCUCCGGUUUCCCCCACACAGAACUCGCUCCCCGAGGUCCUCGCCGUGGUGCAGGUGUGUCUCGAGGGGGAAAUAUCAAGACAGUCCAUCCUCAACAGUCUGUCCAGAGGGAAGAAGGCCUCAGGGGACCUCAUUCCCUGGACCGUGUCAGAACAGUUUCAAGACCCAGAGUUUGGCAGCCUGUCUGGAGGCAGAGUGGUGCGAAUAGCUGUCAAUCCAGACUACCAGGGGAUGGGUUACGGCUCCAGAGCACUUCAGCUGUUGCAGAUGUACUACGAGGGCAAGUUUCCCUCCGUGGAUGAGGGCGCGGCCUCCAACUCAACGGAAAUCAUCCCUGUUAGCAGCGAGGCGGUGAGUCUGCUGGAGGAGGUCAUCACUCCCCGGAAGGAGCUCCCUCCUCUGCUGCUGAAGCUCAGUGAGAGGAGGGCCGAGCGGCUGGACUAUUUAGGGGUCUCUUAUGGCCUCACUGCACAGCUGCUCAACGGCUCAGAGCUGGCCGCGUGCUUCACCCCCUACGACCUCAAACGCCUGGAGCUGUACUCCAGGAGCAUGGUGGACUACCACCUCAUCAUGGACCUCGUCCCAACGGUGGCACGCACCUUCUUCCUGAAGCGCCUCGGCAACGUCUCCCUCUCAGCGGCCCAGUGUGCAUUGCUGCUGGGAAUAGGACUACAGCACAAGUCUGUGGAGCAGCUAGAAAAGGAAAUCGAUCUCCCAAGCUCGCAGCUCAUGGGCCUCUUCAACCGCCUCAUCCGCAAGUUUGUGUUCACCAGCAUCCAGGAGAAAGCAAUAGAAGCGGAGAUGGUAACCGCUAAAGAUGUUUCCAUGGAGCCCACUGUCAGAAGCCUUAAUGAAGAUCUGAAGCUGGCUCUAGGGACGUGGAACGUCACCUCUCUGGCGGGGAAGGAGCCUGAGCUGGUGUGCGAGGUGGAGAGAUUCCGGCUGGACAUAGUCGGUCUCGCCUCGAUACACAGCUCUGGCUCUGGAACCAGCCUUCUCGAGAGGGGCUGGACGCUCUGCUACUCUGGAGCUGCCCCCGGUGAGACGCGCCGAGCAGGAGUGGGCAUACUCAUUGCCCCUCAUCUCGGUGCCUGUACGUUGGGGUUUACCCCAGUGAGCGAGAGGGUAGCAUCCCUUCGCCUGCGGGUGGGGGGACUAGUCCUGACUGUCGUUUGUGCCUAUGCGCCUAGCGGCAGUCCAGAGUACCCACCCUUUUUGAAGUCCUUAGAGGGGGUACUGGAGGGUGCCCCCUCUGGGAACUCCCUCGUUUUGCCGGGGGACUUCAACGCUCACGUGGGCAACGGCAGUGAGACCUGGAGGGGCGUGGUUGGGAGGAAUGGCCCCCCCAGCGUGAAUCCGAGUGGUGAUCUGUUUUUGGACUUCUAUGCUCGGCGCGGAUUGUCCGUAACGAACACCAUGUUCAAACAUAAGAGUGUCCAUAUGUGCACCUGGCACCAGGACACUCUAGGCCGCAGCUCAAUGAUCGACUUCGUUGUCGUUUCAGCUGAUCUGCGGCCGCAUGUUUUGGACACUCGGGUCAAAAGGGGGGCGGAGCUUUCCACUGACCACUACCUGGUGGUGAGUUGGCUCCGAUGGUGGGGGAGGAUGCCGGUGAGACCCGGGAGGCCCAAACGUGUUGUGAGGGUCUGCUGGGAGCGCCUGGCGGAGUCCCCUGUUAGGCGGAGCUUUAACUCCCACCUCCGGGAGAACUUCAAGCACGUUCCGGGGGAGGCGGGGGACAUUGAGUCCGAGUGGGCCGUGUUCCGCGCCUCCAUCAAUGACGCGGCCUCCCGGAGUUGCGGUCGCAGGGCUGUCGGUGCCUGUCGUGGCGGCAACCCUCGAACCCGCUGGUGGACACCGGCGGUGAGGGAUGCCGUCAGGCUGAAGAAAGAGUCCUACCAGGCCUUUUUGGCCUGUGGGACUCCGGAGGCAGCCGAUGGGUAUCAGCAGUCCAAGCGACGUGCGGCUCGGGUGGUCGCCGAGGCAAAAACCCGGGCGUGGGAGGAGUUUGGGGAGGCCAUGGAAAAAGACUUCCGUACGGCCUCGAGGCGAUUCUGGUCCACCAUCCGGCAUCUCAGGGGGGGGAAGCAGUGCCCCACCAACACUGUUUACAGUGGGGAUGGUGUGCUGUUGACCUCAACUGGUGACGUUGUGGGUCGGUGGGCGGAGUACUUCGAGAACCUCCUCAAUCCCACUGGCGCGUCCUCCAUUGGAGGGGCAGAGCCUGGGGAUCCGGAGUUGGGAUCUCUAAUCUCCGGGGCUGAAGUCACCGAGGUAGUCAAAAAGCUCCGCGGUGGCAAGGCUCCUGGGGUGGAUGAGAUCCGGCCGGAGUUCCUCAAGGCUUUGGAUGUUGUGGGGCUGCGUUGGCAAACGCGACUCUGCAACAUCGCGUGGACAUCAGGGGCAGUUCCGCUGGAUUGGCAGACUGGGAUGGUGGUCCCCCUAUUUAAAAAGGGGGACCGAAGGAGGAGGGUCCGUCGGAUAGUCGAGCCUCGGAUUGAGGAAGAGCAGUGUGGUUUUCGUCCUGGCCGUGGAACGCUGGACCAGCUCUAUACCCUCAGCGGGGUCCUGGAGGGUGCAUGGGAGUUCGCUCAACCAGUCCACAUGUGUUUUGUGGACUUGGAGAAGGCUUUCGACCGUGUCCCUCGGGGUAUCCUGUGGGGGGUGCUCCGGGAGUAUGGGGUACCUGGCCCUUUGUUACGGGCUGUUCGGUCCCUGUACGACCGGAGUCAGAGUUUGGUUCGCAAUGCUGGUAAUAAUGUGGUCCUGUUGGCUUCAUCAAGUCGGGACCUACAGCUCUCGCUGGAGCGGUUGGCAGCCGAGUGCAAAGCGGCUGGGAUGAGGAUCAGUGCCUCCAAGUCCGAGACCAUGGUCUCUCACCGGAAAAGGGGAGAGUGCCUUCUCCGGGUCGGAGCGGACAUCCUUCCCCAAGUGGAGGAGUUCGAGUAUCUCGGGGUCUUGUUCGCGAAUGGGGGUAGGGAGCGUGAGAUCGAUAGGCGGAUCGGUGCGGCGUCUGCAGUAAUGCGGGCGCUGUACCGGUCUGUCGUGAUGAAGAGAGAGCUGAGCCUAAAGGCGAAGCUCUCAAUUUAUCGGUCAAUCUACGUUCCCACCCUCGUCUAUGGCCACGAACUUUGGGUAGUGACCGAAAGAACGAGAUCGCGGAUACAAGCGGCCGAAAUGAGUUUCCUCCGCAGGGUGGCUGGGCUCUCCCUUAGAGACAGGGUGAGAAGCUCGCCCAUCCGGGAGGGGCUCAGAGUAGAGCCGCUGCUCCUCCACGUGGAGAGGAGCCAGCUGAGGUGGCUCGGGCAUCUGAUCAGGAUGCCUCCUGGUCGCCUCCCUGGGGAGGUGUUCCGGGCUCGUCCCACCGGGAGAAGGCCCAGAGGUAGACCCAGGACCCGCUGGAGGGACUAUGUGUCCCGGCUGGCCUGGGAACGCCUCGGGAUCCCCCCAGAGGAGCUAGCAGAAGUGGCCGGGGAGAGGGAAGUCUGGGUCUCCCUGCUUCGGCUGCUGCCCCCGCGACCCGACCCCGGAUAA